Molecule: messenger RNA, 3867 nt
Organism: Leptopilina boulardi
Lineage: Eukaryota; Metazoa; Arthropoda; Insecta; Hymenoptera; Figitidae
Product: facilitated trehalose transporter Tret1-like
Exons: 7
Coding region: 645-2249 (534 amino acids)
Biological process (GO): transmembrane transport
Cellular component (GO): membrane
Molecular function (GO): transmembrane transporter activity
Source: RefSeq, a predicted model, not a curated record
AAUAAAUAAAUAAAAAAAAAUUAAAAAAAAAAUUAAAUUAAAAAAUUAAAUUAAAUAAAAAAACAAUAAAUAAAAAAUAAUAAUUAAAAAAAAAUAAAUAAUAGUAAAUAAAAAAAUUUAAAUAAAUAAAAAUAUCAAUAAUAAAAAAAAAUAUGAAAAUCCCUUCUGUGAAAAAUUGGUUCAAAUAAAACAAAAAAAAAAAUUAACAAUUAUUGUGUGAGUGUAAAGUGUGUGAAUAGAAAAGAAAAAAACAAUAAAUUAGAAAAUGAAGGAAAAUAAAGAGAAAAAAUUAAAAAUAAUUUUUGAUAAUUAUUAAAAUUUUGGUGAAAAAAUUUUGAAAAAAAAAAUAAAAAAAAAAUACAAGAAAAAGAAAAAUUUUAAAGAAGGGAUAAGAAUAGUUCACAAAUAUGGAUUUUUCGAUUGUACAUUAUUAUGCAGGAACAAUAAUAACAGGAAAAAUUGAUCUCAGCUUUUCCACUGGAUUAUCUAAUCAUUUCCCAAGAUUUGAAUGCAUCCUAUUAUUUAAUCAAACUUCUUAAUUAUCGGCUAAAUUGCAAACAAAAAUUUAUAUUAUCUCAAGGAAGUAAAUGAUUUAUUAUUCUCGAAUGUUAAGGUGAGGAGCAAAAGAAGAGUUUCGAGAAAAAAUGGUGAUAAAAAAACUAAAAUUCUGGUGGAAACUUUUUCGAACUGAAGACUCGAAAGGUAUAAUUGCUGGACUGGCAGCGCACUCGGGACAAAUUUCCGUGGGUCUAUCGCAGGGAUUUAGUGCAAUUUUAAUACCAAAAUUAUUGGACACAAAUUUUGCCACUGUAUCAGAAUGUUCAUGGAUUGCGUCAUUGGGUGUUAUUUCAAAUCCAGUUGGCGCAUUAUUUGCUGGGGUUAUGGCUGAAUUUUUCGGUAGAAGAUCAGCAAUUGCAUUGGCAACAUUGCCACAUAUUGCCGGUUGGUUAAUUAUUGCAUUCUCCACAAAUGUGCCAUUAUUGUACGCAGGCCGAAUUGUCAGUGGAAUUGGCACUGGAAUGGCAAAUGGACUUUAUCUCUACGUUAGUGAGGUUGCUGCACCACAUCAACGAGCCUGGCUUGCCAGUUUAGGGCCAGUUAUGGUUUCUUUUGGUGUAUUAAUAGCUUAUAGUUUAGGGGCCAUGACAUCAUGGCAAAAUACAGCAGCCAUUAGUGUUGCCCCAGCAAUUUUUUCAUUAGCUUUAACCAGAAUUUUGCCCGAAACACCAGCAUGGUUAGCGGCAAGGGGUCGAAUUGAAGAGGCAAAAGAUGCACUUUUAUGGCUACGUGGUCCCGGUUUAUCAACAGACAUUGAACAUAAUGAAUUAUCGGCGUCAUUAAAUUCAAAAUUGGAAUUGAAUGAAAAAAAUCUUUUCAAUUCAAAGGGGGAAUAUUCAAAAAUUUGGAAACCAUUUUUAAUAUUAUUCUUAUUUUUUGCGAUACAACAAUUUUGUGGAAUUUAUAUUAUAUUAUUUUACGCUGUCUCAGUACUCAAGGAUAUUGGCGUUAGUAUUGAUGAAUAUUUAGGUAGUGUGGGAAUUGGCGCUGUACGUUUAUUGGCGUCAAUUGUUGGCGCUGCAUUGUCACGAAAUUUAGGACGUAAAACAUUGGCAUCAAUUAGUGGUCUUGGAAUGGCGGUUUCUGCACUUGGUGUUGCCUUAUCAGUGAGAUUUGAAAUACCUUCAUUGCUGCCAUUGACUUGUGUUGCGAGCCACGUGGGAUUUUCAAUGAUUGGAUAUUUAACCUUGCCAUGGGUAAUGACCUCGGAACUUUAUCCAUUACGAUUAAGGGGAAUUUUCGGUGGACUAACGACAAGUAUUGCACAAAUUUUGACAUUUGCCGCUGUCAAAACAUAUCCCGAUGUUAAUUCAUUUCUUGGUCUUGAAUCGACAAUGUGGACAUUUAGCGCCGCUGGUUUACUAGGUGCUGUUUUUGCAAUGACAAUUCUUCCCGAAACACGUGGUCGUAGCUUGGAUCAAAUAGAAACUGGUUUCACUAGUGGCCCAUCAAAAUUAAAAUCAUCAAUUGUCAUUGAGCCAAAAAAUGUGACGCUGAAAAAUUUUAAAAAUAUGUCAGAAGACAAAUAUCCAAAUAUGAUUGCAAAUGUCUAUGCAUAUGACAAUUUUUCACUCGAUUUAACCCUCGAUAAUGAUGUGGAGAAAAAUUUUCAAUCUAAAAAUAUUUAUCAAAAUAAUAAUGUUCCAAGACUUGAAAUUAGUUGUAUACCAGUUGAAAAAUUGUAUCUCUAAAAAUUUUUUUUUCAAUUUCAAAAAUUACAUCUAUUUACGAGUUUACGUAAUUUUACGUAAAUUUGCGCAUGUCUACGAACUUUUACGUAAAUUUACGUAUAUACACAAACUUGCGUGAUUUACGUAUAUUUACGAUCUUACGUAAAAAUUACGUAUAUCUGCCAACUUACGCAAAACGUCUAUUUACUAUUUUACGUAAAAUUACGUAAUUUGAAAUAAUACGUAAUUUUACGAUCUUGUGUAAAAAUAAAACGUAUAUUUACGUUUUUACGUAAAAUUACGCAUACAUACGAUAAUACGUGUAUUUCCUGCAAACGGUAGGUAUUUAAGUAAAUUUAACACAUUUAAGUAAACAUGCGUAAGUUUACAUAGUUACGUAAGAUUACGUUACUACGAAAAUAAAAGUUUACGAAUUUAUAUAAUGUUUAUAUGUAAAUAAAUUUUUUGUAAAUAUGUACAGUAUAUAAUAUAAAAAAAAACAAAUUCGUUAAAUUUUGACUGAAUUAGUCAAUUAAAAUAUUAUAUAAUAUUUACAUUAAAAUAUCGAUAGUUUUAGUUAAAAUAUCGAUUUUUUUAUUAUUAAUUGUUAUAUCGAUAUUUUUAAUCGAUAUAUUUUAAAUAUUUAUAUAUUUGACUUUUUUUAUGACGAUUUUAAUUUAGCGAUAGAUUGAUUUAAAAGUAUCGAUCCUACAAACGAGACAUCGAUAUGAAACUUAUCGAUAUAUCGAUAUAUCCUCCGAGAUAUCGAUAAUAGAAGAAUCGAUUUAUCGUUCAGAAUAUCGAUAUAUUGUUUACGAAAACUAUAAUUUUUAUAUCGAUCAAUCAUUUGAAAUAUCGAUAUAUCGAUAAUAUUGAAAUCGAUAUAUCAUUUGCAAUAUCGACAAUUUUUAUAUCGAUAUAUAAUUUACAAUAAUAUAUAUCCUUCGAGUUAUCGAUAAUUAGAAAUCGAUUAAUCGUUCAGAAAAUCGAUAUAUCAUUUGCAAUAUCGAUACAUCGAUAUAAAAAUUAUUUAUAUUGCAAACGAUAUAUUAAUUAUUUUUUAUCGAUAUUCUGAACGAUUAAUCGAUCCGUAAUUAUCGAUUUCUCGAAGGAUAUAUCGAUAUUACAAACGAUAUAAAAAUUAUAGUUAUAUCGAUAUUGCAAACGAUAUAUCUAUAUAAAAAUUAUCGAUGUAUUGAUGUUGCAAAUGAUAUAACGAUAUAAAAAUUAUCGAUUUUAAAUCGAUAUAUCGAUUUUUUAUUAUCGAUAUCUUGGAGGAUAUAUCGAUAUAUUACAAACGAUACAUCGAUAUUGCAAAUAUUAAAUCGAUAUGAAAAAUAUCGAUUUCACAAUCGAUAUUCAGAACGAGAAAUCGAUUUUUAAUUUAUCGAUAUAUAAAAAUUAUCGAUAUUGCAACUGAUGUAUCGAAAUCAAAAUUUUCAAAAUUGCAGACAAUAUAUCGAUUAUCGAUAUGUCGGGAGUAAAUUAGCGUUUUUUUGUAAUUUUUGCGAUAUAUCGCAAAAAAAAAAAAAAAUAUUGAUAUGUAUAUUCUUUUUUUUUGUUGUAGAUUGAAUGAGUUUCUUGAAUAUUUUUUUUAAAUGCGUGACAGAAAAUAAAGUAUGUGAUUUUAUUUAUAAAA